Aspergillus thermomutatus is the source of this 393-nucleotide messenger RNA. RefSeq lists its product as uncharacterized. The coding region runs from base 1 to 393 and encodes 130 amino acids. The transcript is spliced from 2 exons. The record is from RefSeq and is a predicted model, not a curated record. NCBI's taxonomy places the organism in Eukaryota, Fungi, Ascomycota, Eurotiomycetes, Eurotiales, Aspergillaceae.
AUGGCCGGUGCAGAUCCAAUGGAAGAGGCGAAACAGUCUCUCGUGCAACGAGCCAAGGCAUGGGGAGAAAACCCGUUCCCUCCUACCCUCCUCGCCUCUCUCAUCACAGCGCAACACAUGCGUCCCUUCCAGUUCUUGCCAAUGCUAUUUCCCCCGGUCCUCCUAUUCACAAGCUAUGCGAAUAUCCAGGGCUUCAAGACAGACAGCGCGGGGAUCAGCGCCGCCUGGUCGGGCCUCUAUCUUCUGCUUGCAGGUCGGCGACGACAGCCAUUGAUGAAGAAAUGGGGCGCGCGGGGGAUUGUUCGCGGCACGACCAUGGGUCUUUGUCUGGCCAACAUGGCGGGCGGUGGGUUGGCUUAUACCCUGGGGAAGAGAGAAGAUCGCGAUGAGUGA